Messenger RNA from Gymnodraco acuticeps, 732 nucleotides. RefSeq names its product LIM domains containing 1b (gene limd1b). Gene Ontology annotation, biological process: regulation of DNA-templated transcription; negative regulation of hippo signaling; positive regulation of miRNA-mediated gene silencing. The transcript is spliced from 7 exons. Gene Ontology annotation, cellular component: adherens junction; P-body; nucleus. Gene Ontology annotation, molecular function: transcription corepressor activity. Lineage: Eukaryota; Metazoa; Chordata; Actinopteri; Perciformes; Bathydraconidae. The record is from RefSeq and is a predicted model, not a curated record. Bases 110 to 643 code for a protein of 177 amino acids.
CAGAUAGCAGCUCCACUUACAGCUGUCUGCCCAGCACAUAAAAUUAGACCCCAGACAGUUGUAACGUAGCCUCCAGCAGGCAGAGACAACUGGAGAAAUACUCUAGAGGAUGGACCCAAGUUUUAGUCCCAGUCUUUACUUUGGAAGCUGUACAGGCUGCAGGAAAGCGGUGUACGGGGAAGGGAGAGCGUGUCGUGCGAUGGGACAUUUAUUCCACGACACUUGUUUCACCUGCUGUGUUUGCAGUGAAAAGCUCACAGGAAAGCCGUUUUAUACAGUGUCAGGAAGAAUUUACUGUGUGAAAGAUUUUAUGUACCCAGGGGUUCAUCCAUCCUCAGAAGUGUGUAACAGCUGUGGGUUUUUAUUAAUGGACAUGGUCUUGCAGGCUCGUGGGAAGUCCUACCACCCGUCCUGCUUUUGCUGUGUGGUCUGCAGACAGAGCCUGGAGGGGCAGCAGUUCACUGUGGACGCAGAGAGCAGAGUGUACUGUGUCAGCGACUACCACAAGGUCAAAGCUCCUCUGUGUGCUGCAUGCAGAGAGCCGAUACUGCCAACCGAGGGGUCUCAGGGGUCUAUUCGAGUGGUAUCAUUUGACAGAAAUUACCACCCGGAGUGCUACAGGGGUGAAGUUAACCUAAUUUGAAGACUGGUGCAGGUUGACAUACACCUGUCUGUGUUUUUCUGACAUAUUUGUUUUGUAAAUGUAAAACUAAGAAUAUAACAUUUAAGCUA